GCUUUGUAUUGGGUGGCGAAAUAAUUACUCAAAUGAACGGAUUCAGGUACACUGAAGGUGCCAAAAUGAUUGUCAGCAUGUUUAUUUCAACGAACUAUGCUGAAUUGGUUGAACUAUUGCAUGAGAAGAUGGGGACAAAUAGUGAAAAUAUUCAAAUUGAUAUUUCUGGAAAAUAUCCAUGCUCAUUUCAAGGUAACAAUACAAGGUUCAUUGAGUUUAAAAUUGAGAAUGACCAGUCCUUGCUACAAUUUUUCUCCAUACCGCAAAAAUUUGUGAAUAAGAUCGAUAUAAAUAUUUUGGAGAUUUAUGUAAAGACCAAACCAGCAAAUCAAAAUAAUAUAUUUCAAAUGAGUGGUCAGCAUGGUUAUCACAUGAAUUUGUUGGCUCAAAAUUAUGGAUUUGCUAUGGCCAGUCAGCCUCAUUUUGCAGAACCGAUUAUUCAACCAUCAUUCCAGCAGUUACCGAUGCACGACAAUCCAAAUUUCUAUAAUCAAUCUCACACCAAUGUGUCAUCAUAUAGUGCGACACAUGGUUUCCGUCAAUCAUUUGGUGCAGGUCCUAGCACGCAUGGUCAUUGAUCAUUUGAUGAAGGCUCAAGUAGUCAAAGACGUACUAGUAGUAGCCACGGAGAAUAUGAGGCCAGAGAAGCUGAGGCUAGCAUUGAUAUGUAUAAUGAUGCAAAUGCUGAAAUUAGCUCUGAAAAUUCAGAGGAUGACGGCCCUUCAAGAGAGGAUGAAGAGAGUGAAAGAGAAAGUGAACCUGAUGAAUAUAUCGAUGAUAGUGGAGAUUUACUUCAAAAUAAUAUUGGUGUAA
Lycium barbarum (goji berry) is the source of this 813-nucleotide messenger RNA. RefSeq lists its product as uncharacterized. The transcript is spliced from 2 exons. The record is from RefSeq and is a predicted model, not a curated record. Lineage: Eukaryota; Viridiplantae; Streptophyta; Magnoliopsida; Solanales; Solanaceae. The coding region runs from base 394 to 813 and encodes 139 amino acids.